CAGCCCAGUUGUGCUUCGAUUGCGACUGCACGAACAAGACGCACACACGACUCUGGGCUUGACCACAUUGCGCGCAAGCUCAACACACAUCCGCGGCCAUGGAUUUCGCCCCAUACCAGUCCUCCCCGCCCGAGCACAACCGUCCCUGGUCUCCAGAGGGCUCCACGGGCGGCGCAACCUCGCCGCGGGCUUCCUACGACAACGGCAAUCGCCGGCCGUUCUCCCCGAACCAGUACCAAUACCAAGCCGGCGGCCGGGCAGGCAACAAUGGCGUCUCGUCACCGCCGCCGCUCCAGCAUCCCCAGCCGCAACGGCAGUGGUCGAGCUCGGCCUUUGCGCCGGGUGCAGGGGCUGCCGAGGCCGGUGUAGGGCUGGGCUCUGGAGGAGGAGGAGGUGAUGGCGGAUACACGGAUCACAUUGCCGAGUUUGACACGAGCCUCGGGAUCCGGUUAGACUACGAGGCGUGUCUGGCGUAUCUUGCGCUGCCGCCAAUUGGUGCAAUCAUACUACUGAUUCUGGAGCGCAAGAGCGAUUAUGUCCGGUUCCAUGCGUGGCAAUCGAGUCUACUCUUCACGGCCGUCUUUGUCCUCCACCUCAUCUUCUCGUUCUCGACAUUUCUCGGCUGGGUCAUCUUCCUGGCUGACUUGGGUCUUAUGGCGUUUCUCACGCUCAAGGCGUAUAGAGAUGCGGAUACGCUCGACAGGUACGUGUAUAUUGGCCCCUGCAGACUGCCUGGCUGGCGCAGAGUUUCUGUGAGGAAUCAAGACUAAUGCGGACAUGUUUGGCUCGAUAAGAUAUGAGGUUCCUUUCUUUGGACAAGUGGCGAGUCGCUUCCUCGAUGAUGAAUAGAGCA
Molecule: messenger RNA, 853 nt
Organism: Microdochium trichocladiopsis
Lineage: Eukaryota; Fungi; Ascomycota; Sordariomycetes; Xylariales; Microdochiaceae
Exons: 2
Coding region: 99-770 (223 amino acids)
Source: RefSeq, a predicted model, not a curated record